AUGUCAGACAUGAUGAUUUCCUUCUUACCACCUCACCCCAAUCCAUUAAUUCCUAUGGAGUCAAUAGUUACAAAGUAUCUUGGAUUGAAAUGCCGAUUCUGCAAAAUUCAUCUUGAGGGACUGGAGAAAUAUGCUUCGCCUGAGGCCUGUUAUCAAUUCUGUUGGAGAUUCUGUCAGUUUCGACCUCUAAACAGUGAUGCAUUGCCUGGCCAGUUAAGGAACUGCACAAAUGAAGAUGAAAUUCCUGAUCUAGUUGGGAAGAAUAAAGCCAAACUUUCAGAAAAACAUGUGGAAUACGCGAUUAAAGAGCUUGGGCAGUUUCAGAAAGGGCAGACCACCCAGAAGAGAAAUUAUGUCAGGGAUCACCCCCAGUUUCUUACUUUGCGAAUUUUAGCUGAAAACAAAAUAGAAUUAAUGGAUAGUGAUGCCUUGGUGAAUAUACUGUAUGUCAUGCUGAGGUUUGGCGUGGAAGCCCAUGAUUCCUUGGUCAAAGAGCUGGUCGUGGAAGCAUGGAGAAGGGUGGAAAGGUUUAACCUUACAGUGUUGUCAAAAUACUCCACAUGCCUCUGUGAUCAACAGUUACAUGUUAGUCCUUUAAUGGGCAAAGUAGCCGACAUUCUGAACAGAAACUUGGACUCAGAACAAGAUUUAAGGGCCUUAUCUGUGUUGAUGGUCAGCAUUUCUUCUGUUAUCUCACCUGAUUUUUGAGGACAACUAGUGAACAAAGCAGAGUUUCUCUUUGACACAAAGCAUUCUUCCCUCCUGAACACCUCAAGAAGAAUACUGCAAUUCCUUUGCAGUGUUAGAUAUAAUUUUCAUCCCUUAGUCGAAAAGUGCGGUAACGUUUUUGUCAAUAACACCAUCUGCUUACAUUUGGAUUCCAUUAACAUUAUCCUUGGGUUAUACCAAUCGCUGCAGUUUAACAGUUGUGCAUUUCGUUUAGUUACCAAAGAGAAGCUUAUUCAAAUGAUGGAUCUUUUUAAUAAUCCUGCUUGCUUUGUGAAAUUGUUGGCAGCACUGGGACCCAUGGCGGGACCGAAGGAAAGAGAACGACUUAAAGCAACUCUACUCUUAAUGGCCAAGGAACUGACCAGUCAACAAGCAUUAGCAGUGGUUGAAACAAUGGAAGAAAUGAACAGCAAAAAUUCACGUCUGAUUAAAAAGUAUUUUGGCCCUUUUAAGCAGAAUGACCAGUUCUUUGGACAGUUUCUUGGUGAUGAAGUUAUUGGGUUUUUUGAGGUUUUUUCCUUGCUGCCCCCUCUCACACAGUUCCUUUUAGAUAACGGUGAUGUAAAUGCGGGGCAACACAAGAUUUAUAAAAUGUUGGGAGAGGUUCUGGGAGGAACCAGUUACACAAGAGCAUCAGUUUUCACACCUUACUAUUGCAGAAUAGAUUUUGAAUGUGUCCUGGAUAAAAGGAGAAAAAACCUUCCCUACCGAAGCCAGCGUAUAACUUGCGGGGGUGUGCCAAGCUUGCCCAUGGGCCCAGAUACCCACUUAGUUGGGGCAAGCCUACCACCAGGAGCUCAAAGAGUUGCUUUGCAAUUUUUGGGUCCCAGAGCCUUUUGCAGGAAUAAACACUUAAAAGGAAAGUGGGCCAUGCAAAAACGGCACUUGGAGAUUCUGGGGUAUCGUGUAGUUCAGGGAGGUCACACUCAAUCCUUUUGGUGCUCCAGAAUAAAAUUUUGUGUGUGGGUGUAUAUAUGUUGCUUUGGUAUUGAGCUCCAACCACAAUUUAAUGUUUUACAGAUUCCUCAUUUUGUGUGGAAUUCUAUGGAACUGUCAACCAAAGAUGCAUGGAUGAAGUACCUGAGAGAACAUAUAUUUGCAGAAGACAAUUUCUGAGUAUAGUUUUAUUUAAAUGUAUGAUCACGGAAGGUCAGAUAUUUGCUGCUUGGGAAUCGUGUGAGAAAAAAUUUUAAAUAGGACCAGCUGAACUGUUGGAAACAAUACUGUGAAGUAAUACCAAAUGAAUUGGAAGGUAGGACUGUUACUGUGUAACAAAGAUGGAAUAACUCUAGAGAUAUUAAAAAAAAGUUUUUUAACUGAA
Messenger RNA from Ornithorhynchus anatinus (platypus), 2050 nucleotides. It is a transcript of the gene FASTKD1, whose product is annotated as FAST kinase domains 1. Lineage: Eukaryota; Metazoa; Chordata; Mammalia; Monotremata; Ornithorhynchidae. The record is from RefSeq and is a predicted model, not a curated record. Gene Ontology annotation, cellular component: ribonucleoprotein granule; mitochondrial matrix. Gene Ontology annotation, molecular function: RNA binding. Gene Ontology annotation, biological process: mitochondrial RNA processing; regulation of mitochondrial mRNA stability.